Homarus americanus (American lobster) is the source of this 837-nucleotide messenger RNA. RefSeq names its product basic proline-rich protein-like. The record is from RefSeq and is a predicted model, not a curated record. Bases 1 to 837 code for a protein of 278 amino acids. The transcript is spliced from 3 exons. NCBI's taxonomy places the organism in Eukaryota, Metazoa, Arthropoda, Malacostraca, Decapoda, Nephropidae.
AUGGAAAAGCCACUGGGGGUGCCACUGCCACAGGAUAGGCACCUGGUAGGACCCCCGGGAGUGCCACUACCUCUGGGAUGGCGCCUGGUGGUGCCACCGCCCCUUAGAGGGCCCCUGGGGGUGCUAACGCCCCGGGGCCCCACGGGCGCAACCCCAAACCUGAGAGGGCCCCUGUUGGCCCUGCUGCCUUUAGGAGGGCUUCUGGGACGAUUCUGUCCCUGCAAAGGCACCAGGGGUGACGCUGCCCUUGAGAGGGUUCCUGGGGCCACUGCUACCCCUGGAACGAACCCUGGCGGCGCUUCCGCCCUUGGAAGGGCCUCUGAGGGCGCCACUGGCCCUGGGAGGGCCUCUGAGACCGCCACCGCCCCUGGGGGUGCCUCCUCUAUUGGCAGAGCCCCUGCGUGUGCCACUGGGGCGCAAACCCCCCUGAAAGGUCCCCUGGGGGCGCCGCCGCCUCUUGGAGGGCCACCGCCCCUGGAAGGACCCCUGGUAUCUCCGCUGCCCCUGGGAGGGACCCUGGCGUCGCCGGGCCCCUGGGGCGACGCUACCCUUGGGAGGGUCCCUGCGGGCGCCGCUGCUCCUGGGACGAACCCUGGAGGCGCCACCGCCCCUGGGAGGGUUCCUGAGACCACCAUCGCACCUGGCAGGGCCCCUGGGGGUGCCACCUCCAUUGGCAGUGCCCCUGCGUGUGCCCCUGGAGCGCACUCCCCCCUGGUAGAGCCCCUGGGAGCGCCGCCGGCUCUGGGAGGGCCCCUGGGGUCCCAGCUGGCUCUGGGGUCGCCGAUGGGAGAGCCCCUAGGUGUGCCACCGACCCUGGAAGGACCUAUGGGAUGCUAA